Molecule: messenger RNA, 804 nt
Organism: Aspergillus tubingensis
Lineage: Eukaryota; Fungi; Ascomycota; Eurotiomycetes; Eurotiales; Aspergillaceae
Product: SDR family oxidoreductase
Exons: 2
Coding region: 1-804 (267 amino acids)
Molecular function (GO): oxidoreductase activity, acting on the CH-OH group of donors, NAD or NADP as acceptor
Source: RefSeq, a predicted model, not a curated record
AUGUCCUCAUACGCCAUAACCGGAGCCUCCAAAGGCAUUGGCCGCGAAUUUGUGCGCCUGCUCGCCGCAGACUCAACCAAUACAGUGCUGGCAAUCGUGCGAAACCCUGAAUCAGCCGACAUAUCAGAUCUCGCCUCCAAGCACUCCAAUGUGCACAUCAUCAAAGGCGAUGUCACGGACCCAAACUCCAUUCUGGAGGCGGCCACAGCCGCAGCUGCCAUCACGGACGGCAAGCUCGACGUGCUCAUCCACAACUCCAACGCCGUUGACAUGGAUAGCAUGGCCUCUACCCCAAGCCAAUUGCCAUUUGAUGCUCAAGCGAUUCAGAACAUAUUCAGCCCGUCGCUCAACACAGCUAUCUACGGCGGUAUAUGGGCGACGAACGCUUUCCUUCCCCUGAUCGAGAAGGGAGCGCAGAAGAAAAUCGUUCACAUCUCUAGCGGCAUGGCAGAUGUGGACCUUAUCAAUAAGGCUGGUGUUAGUAGCGGUGUUGCAUAUUCUAUUGCAAAAGCUGGAUUGAAUGUCACGGUUGCGAAGUAUGCGGCGGAACUUGCGCCUAGAGGGAUUAAGGUGUUGGCUUUGAGCCCCGGAUGGGUUGACACGUGGGAGGGGGAGAAACCCGCUGGGGUGGUACACGCGAAUGAGCUCCUGCUGAAGAUGUUUCAGCUAGUUGAGCCUGAGCUCAAGGGGCAGAUCCAGCCCGAGGAGAGUGUUAGGAAGUGUCUCCAGGUGAUUGAAAAUUUGGAUGCUGGGUCUAGCGGGUCGUUCGUAAGUCAUAAUGGGGAUAAGUCAAGGUGGUUUUGA